AUGAAGUUCUCCACCAUCGCCGUCUUCGCCACCGCCGCGUUCGCCUCCGUCUACGCCGCUCCUAACGCCAUCCGCCGGCGCGACGUCAACCCCGCGCUCGUCCCCGACUUCGGUGUCGCCCGCGGCGCCAACCCCAAUGGUACUGGGUCCUGUACCGGUCUGAACGGCAUCCUCAUCCCGUGCUCUUGCCCCCCUGACCGUGACUCGUUCAUCGGCUCCCUGAACGCGAACGUCAACGCCGGGCACAUGAUCAACAACCCCGGCAUCGGGGCGCCCUUCCCGACGGGCAACUCCAAGGGCGAGCAGCAGGCGCGGAUCUCGACGCUGCUCUCCACCCUCCAGAACCUCCACGGCCCCGGCGUCGGCUGCCCGGCGGUCGCGACCGUCUACGGCGUGCUCCAGCAGCAGAUCAACGCGCUCCCUUAA
Messenger RNA from Epithele typhae, 426 nucleotides. RefSeq lists its product as uncharacterized. NCBI's taxonomy places the organism in Eukaryota, Fungi, Basidiomycota, Agaricomycetes, Polyporales, Epitheliaceae. The coding region runs from base 1 to 426 and encodes 141 amino acids. The record is from RefSeq and is a predicted model, not a curated record. The transcript is spliced from 3 exons.